ACUGCGCAACUCCCGCUACUUUUCAUCACUGUGCAACUACGGCUACUCUUUCAUGGCGUCCUGAGCUGUUUUCAGUGGAAAGUGAAGAACUCAAGUUAAGCUAGGUGGGCACUCCACUCUCAUUUCAGCUCCAUGAACUCUCGCGAUCUCACCCUACUCUCUUCGGCUACCAUUUUCGGUGCCUUAGCUUCUGCACUCGCUUGCCGCUUCUUCUUCUUCAACCAUUCUAAGCAAUCUCACCGAAUCAAUUCCUCUGAUAAAGUUGUCGUUCCAAGAAAUUUCUCUUCCCAGAGCCCUUUUGAUCCCUCAAAACGAAAAGGAUAUUUGUGUUGGGAUGAUUAUUUCAUGGCAAUUGCAUUCUUAUCAGCUGAAAGAUCCAAAGAUCCCAACAGGCAGGUUGGAGCAUGCUUGGUGACUCAAAAUGGUGUAAUUCUUGGCAUUGGUUACAACGGUUUUCCUAGAGGUUGUUCGGAUGACAAGCUCCCUUGGGCGAAGAAAUCUAGAAGUGGGGAUCCUUUAGAGACGAAGUAUCCUUUUGUCUGUCAUGCUGAAGUCAAUGCUAUCCUAAACACAAAUCAUGCGUCAGCUGCUGGACAGAAGCUUUACGUAACCAUGUUCCCUUGCAAUGAGUGCGCCAAGAUAAUCAUUCAGUCAGGUGUCUCUGAAGUGAUAUAUUUUGUCGAGAAAAGGUUAAAUGAUGUAAAUGUUGCAUAUCUUGCUUCUCACAGACUACUAUCAAUGGCUGGUGUUAAAGUUAGGAAGCAUCAACCACAAAUGAACCAGAUUUUACUCAAGUUUGAUGAGCCCUAGAGUCUAUAUUUUGAUUCCUAGAUCAAGACUGGUAAUCAUUUUCAUUCAUGCUUCUAUAUUCUCCUUAAAUCAUUCAAGCAAAGCUUGUUGCUCGCUGUAACUAUAAUGUUUCUCAUAUGUGAAAGAAUUCAAGAUCAGAUUUUAUCCGAGCUAGAUGUACAAUAAUCCAUAUUAUUGCAUUACUUUUGCAUGUUAUAUGUUAAACCUUGAUGAAACCUUUGGAUGAA
Messenger RNA from Humulus lupulus (European hop), 1037 nucleotides. RefSeq lists its product as uncharacterized. Gene Ontology annotation, molecular function: zinc ion binding; hydrolase activity. The record is from RefSeq and is a predicted model, not a curated record. The transcript has 9 exons. The coding region runs from base 133 to 810 and encodes 225 amino acids. NCBI's taxonomy places the organism in Eukaryota, Viridiplantae, Streptophyta, Magnoliopsida, Rosales, Cannabaceae.